AUGUGUGUGAGUGUGCCUCCGGCGCCGCGCCAGGUUUUUGCACGCUUGUUGAGCGUUUUCAGAGCCCUCCCACUGACACAUUGGUGCACGCGCGUGUCGCUUGUUGAGUGGUGA
This is a messenger RNA of Leishmania mexicana MHOM/GT/2001/U1103, 114 nucleotides long. RefSeq lists its product as uncharacterized. The record is from RefSeq and is a predicted model, not a curated record. Bases 1 to 114 code for a protein of 37 amino acids. Lineage: Eukaryota; Euglenozoa; Kinetoplastea; Trypanosomatida; Trypanosomatidae. The transcript has a single exon.